AUGUCGGAAAGCAGCUUUCAAAAAUCCACACCCGAAGAUGAUUACUACACGGCAGGUGUGGUAGAAUUCAGCUCCAAGGACAAACGAACGACAACCGAUACUCCAGCGGUGUACACUUCUAGAACGCUAACAAAAUACAUGGAACUCAUCAACUCUACGGAAGCAGACCAGCUGGACAUCUUGGUAUUCCCGGAAUACACCCUGAACGACAUCGAAACGGCUACCUUCGUUCCCGAUCCUUUCCAUGACAUCGCUCCCUGUAACCAUCUGCUGUACGAUCCUAUCGUGCGGGAUUUGUCCUGCCUGGCCACGAUCCGUAAGCUGUACCUGGUGGUGAACCUCGUCGAAAAGGCCCACUGUCCGGAGGGUUACGACUGGCGGGCUUGUGCCGACAAUGGGUUGUACCACUUCAACACCAACGUGGUAUUCAAUCGCCAGGGAGUCGUUGUAGCCCGGUAUCGAAAGUACACACUGUUUGACGAACCGGGAAUCAACACCACGCUCUUCUCCAGUCGAGCUACGUUUCAGACUGACUUUGGAGUCGAAUUUGGGACGAUUACCUCCUUUGACAUCUUGUUUGACGAACCGGCAAUGGAGUUGAUUCGCAGCGGAGUUACGGACAUAAUCCUUCCGGCGAUGUGGAUCUCUGGACUACCCUUUCACACUGGUGUCCAGGUUCAGCAGGCCUGGGCGUACCGGAAUAACGUGAAUCUGCUGGCGGCUGGAACUAGUUAUCCGGAGGUCGGAAGUACCGGCACUGGAGUGUACGCUGGCAAGCGAGGUCGGAUCGUUUCCGUGAUGAAUCAUUACGCUGAAACCAAGCUGUACGUGGCCUCUGUUCCCAAGAUUGGCAGACCUCAAGCGGAAGUCAAGAAGCAACCUGUCAUCAAGUACACUCCGGCUCAGAUGAGUAAUCUGAAGAUGCUAAGAGACCCGAUUGAUGGUUAUACUACAUUCGAUCUUCCAAUGACAAAGGAUGAAAAGUUUGAGGCAUCCCUCUGUCACGAACGAGUGUGUUGCAAGUUCACCAUCGAUUACGAGUUAUCUGCACCGAUUACAACCCAGCAAUUCUACCGCUACCGACUAGCGGCCUUUGACGGGGCCCGUUCGUUCCAGGGAUUCGCCGAGUCCAGGGUUACGGUUUGUGCCGUUCUAGCGUGUACCGGAACCACGCUGACGUCGUGCGGAACGCGGUUCGAAAGUGGUGCCAACACGGUCCCGAUGGUGGUGUUCAACUCGAUUGAGCUUAAGGAGACCGUCGAUUUGGAGGGUAGCUUCCUCGGUGAACAGCAGUACAUGGUGCUGCCAACCAGUUUGGACACGAGCAUUCUUCCGCUGGAGGUGGAUGAGUUUGAGUACAGUGAGCGGGACGUCACAACAGAUGGCAAAUUGAUCAUAGAGAUCACCCACAAACUGGUGAAGCCACGAUCGGACCUGUACUCGUUCGCCAUUUGGGGUCGUGAAGUUGUUCAAGAAUUCAGUUCUGGAGCAUUUGCUUCGAUUGGCAGUACUUGCCUGAUGUUUGCGGCAGCUCUUUUCGCAAUAGUCCUGAAUAAAUUUAAUUAAAUUAUACACGAGUAAAGUAGAUCGAGCGUAGCUUAAUUUCUUCGAACCGAAUUAGUAGGUUAACCUUGCGAAAGAUCGCUUGCGGGUGUGACAAAAGAAGAAUGUUUAACA
Molecule: messenger RNA, 1677 nt
Organism: Culex quinquefasciatus (southern house mosquito)
Lineage: Eukaryota; Metazoa; Arthropoda; Insecta; Diptera; Culicidae
Product: vanin-like protein 1
Exons: 6
Coding region: 1-1566 (521 amino acids)
Source: RefSeq, a predicted model, not a curated record